Molecule: messenger RNA, 663 nt
Organism: Mercurialis annua (annual mercury)
Lineage: Eukaryota; Viridiplantae; Streptophyta; Magnoliopsida; Malpighiales; Euphorbiaceae
Product: cell wall protein RBR3-like
Exons: 2
Coding region: 1-663 (220 amino acids)
Source: RefSeq, a predicted model, not a curated record
AUGUCACAAAUUGAAGUAGAAGGAGAACAACCGGUCAUCCCCACCGCACCUCCGGCGACCAGCUCCUUGUCCACGCCCAGCAGCUUUGGCGUGUCAUCUCUCACGGCAGCAGCCUCUCUCCCGCCGUCCAGCUUCUCGCCCGCAACUGCUGUCUCGCCGUCCAGCUCCUCGCUGGCAGCUGCUCUCCUGCCGUCCAGCUCCUCGGUAGCAGCAGCUUCUGCUCUUUCAUCGCCGGCAGCUUCUUUUCCGCUAGCGGCAGCGUUCUCCUUGGCAGCAGCGGCGUCUUCUUUGGCAGCAGCGGACAGCAGCUCGGUGCCGUCAUCAAACCGUUCCUCUCCGCCAGCUGAUCACCUCUCACCGUCUAGCAGCAGCGGCAUUCCUCAGCAGCAGGUGUUCGGAGGUUCUGGCCAGCAGCUGACUUCGGCGACAGCAAGGGUCGACGAUAGCUUCCCCUCGGCAGCCAUGGCAGCGGCAGCAAGCUCCCCUCCGGCGAUUGCAGCAGAUGGCGGUUUGCCAACCAGCUUGGUGGCGGAAAUUGUAGCUACUACACCUGCCUUUAAUUCUAAGACACAAACUUCUGGCUUGGUGAUUUCAAAAGCAACAACUUCUGGUUUUCCGCCAACCAACACCUUAGGUAAAUUUCUUUUGAAAUCAAAAUCCUAG